Molecule: messenger RNA, 1602 nt
Organism: Leptomonas pyrrhocoris
Lineage: Eukaryota; Euglenozoa; Kinetoplastea; Trypanosomatida; Trypanosomatidae
Product: putative amino acid transporter aATP11
Exons: 1
Coding region: 199-1602 (467 amino acids)
Biological process (GO): amino acid transmembrane transport
Molecular function (GO): amino acid transmembrane transporter activity
Source: RefSeq, a predicted model, not a curated record
GUAAGUCAAGCGCCUCCCCUAAACCAUCGGCAACACGAACAGCAUCAAACCAAUUUCCUAAUACACUAAUUUCUAAAGACAGUUUUUCUCUCCGUCACUAUUGUUCGUUUUGUCGUCAAAACACUUCAAGCGCUGUCCGUCAUUCCGCUCUCUACUCUGUCUUCUCUCUCCUUCCUAUUCGCGCAGACGAGCACGCACAUGUCGCGCAACACCGGAUACGUGGAGGGGCAGGACGAGGAACGGGCGUACUGCCGCCGGCCUAGCCCUGGCUCUCAGGGAUCGCCGAUUAAUCCCAUUUCUCCGAAGGACGUCAUGGCCACGAAGGUGGAUAGGGAGAUGGAGGGCACGUUUGAGCAGGUCGACGAGCUCGGGCCGGAGUCCAAACGUGAAUCGGGGCGCGCUAUGUCACCGCCGCCGCCGCCGACCGAGAACUGCAUAUUCAGGCUAACACGGCGCAUCAUGCCACCUGGUGGCCUUGCGAGUGGUGUCUUCAACCUGGCCAGUGGUAGCAUGGGGGCGGGUAUUCUCGGCUUGCCCGCCGCCUUUCAAUCAUCCGGCGUGAUCACAGGCACCAUCUUACUCAUCAUCGUCUUUUUCAUGACGGUGUACACGAUGCGGCUGCUGGCCCUCGUAUACGAGAAGACGGGCAUCCGCGGCUACGAGCUGACCGCGCGUUACCUCUUCGGUCGCGGUGGUGACAUUUUCACUGCCGUGAUUAUGUUCCUCAAGUGUAUCGGUGCCUGUAUUGCGUACGUCACCAGUGUCGGUGAUCUAUGGCAUGCCUUUCUGAACGACGACCGCGUACCGGAGCGGUACCAGAGCGAUAGCUUUCAGCGCGUGCUGACCUCCGUUACCUUUGUGGUGCUGAUGCUGCCCCUCUCAUUGCCGCGCCAGAUCAACACUCUCCGCUACUUCUCCCUCUUCGGUGUGACUUUUAUUCUGUUUUUCGUGGUUUGCCUCACUGUACAUUCCGCCACGCACGGCUUGAAGAAUGGCAAUUUGUCGAAGGUGAAGCUCUUCAACACGGGCAACGCGGCCAUGGGAGGUCUGGGUCAGUUCGUCUUCGCCUUUUUGUGCCAGUCGAACGCUUACCAGGUGUUCAACGAGACCACAAAGCCGUCGGUGAGGUUUUUUGAGCUGCAGUGUUUCAUCAGCAUGCUGAUCUGCACCGUUUUUUACUGGCUGACCGCAUUCUUCGCCUACGCCGACUUUGGCGACCGUGCCGGUACGCCGUUGCUCCGCCUGUACCGUCCCCUGACGGAUUACUACCUCGCUGUCGCCUACGUUGGGAUUGCCUUCAAGUUGUGUGUCGCCUUCGCCCUCCACAUCCUGCCCUGCCGCGAUGCCGUGCACCACCUCGUCGGCUGGGAUAUUCGCACCGUCGCCUGGUGGAAGAAUGCGCUGCUGUGCACCUUCCUCAGCUUGGUAUCGCUGCUGUGCGGUUUGUUUAUCCCGAACGUGAACAUCGCUUCGGUCUGCUCGGCUCCUUCACUGGGUCCUUCAUCGCCUUCGUCUUUCCGUCGCUCUUCUUCAUCUACAGCGGUGGCUUCACCCUGCAGAAGGCCGGCGCCUUCGACUUCUUCGGUGCCCUAUUUGUGCUAG